AACAAAACACAUUUUGUUCAAAAUGUCGGAGGAGACAGCAACGGUUCCAUUGCCCACCUGGCUGAAGGCCGAGCUAUUCGAGAAAUUACUUAAGGAACGUUUUGGCGACAGGUAUGUGGGAAUCAAGAGCUUCAAGCCGGAGGCCGGUCUCAAGCCGGGUGAAAAUUACUCCACCAUUAUGCUACGCCUCCGCUUCGAAGUGGAACUGAGUGAUCACACCACCGAAAAUGUGAGCUACAUGCUGAAGACGCCGCACGACUUUGAGAUGUACCGCGAGAUCCUGAAGAAGAACAACAUGUUCGUGGUGGAGCGGGAUGUCUUCCUGCAAGUGAUUCCCGAGCUGGAGCAGAUGUACAAGGACGCCGGCUUGGAGGUGCAGUUUGGGGCCAAGGCCUACGAAAUCGAUGCCCCCGACGAGUACGUCCUACUGCAGGACCUCCAACCCUUUGGGUUCAAGAACGUCGAUCGCCUGGAGGGUCUGGACAUGGCCCACACCAAGGGUGUGCUAAAGAAGAUGGCCCAGUGGCACGCGGCCUCGGCCAACAGGCUCCAUCUGAAGGGUCCUUACACCCAGAACUACUUGCAACCCACCUAUGCGGAUAGCAUGAAGGAUAACAUCGAGCAGGUGGCCGAGACUUUGGGAAAGUACCUACUCAAGUGCCUGCCUCUUUACGAGGGCUACGAGGAGUACAGCGAGGCGGUGCACAAGAUCCAUCCGAAAAUAGUGGAUCUGAUGUUUGCCAUGAACACGCCCGAUCCGCAGGACUUCAAUGCCCUGAACCACGGAGAUUGCUGGACGAACAACAUUAUGUUUAGGUAUGAGGGAGAGUCCCCCGAACCGGCCGAGACCUAUUUCGUGGACCUGCAGCUGCCAAAGGUGACCUGCGUGGCCCACGAUCUGAUGUACUUCCUACUGGGCUCGACGAAAUUCGAAAUUCAGUUGAGUCAGUUCGAUUACUGUAUCAAGUACUACCACGAUCAGCUGGUCGAGCACUUGCGAUUGCUGAAGUACCCCGAGGCCAAGACCCCCUCGUUGCGAUUCCUACACACUCAGCUGUUGAAAUAUGGCCGAGUUGGCUACCACACUGUCCUAAUGCUCUGCCCACCUGUGCUGCUCGACCGAACUGACGACGCCAACUUGACCGAUUUCGUCACCGACUCGGACACUGGCGAUGGUCUCAAGAUGGCCAUGUACUCCAAUGCCCGCUACAAGAAGCAUGUCAGCGCCAUUCUGACCUGGCUCAACAAUCGAGGGGCCCUUCAGAUCUAACUGAUUUCGUUUAAUAGCCGACAGAUGCAUUGAAGUAUUACGUUCUGGUGAAGGGGCUUCGCUUACGUAACAACUGGAGAACCAAUCUAAAGUGAUUAUUUAAGCUUUCUGAAUACAGUAAAUAAUUGGGAAACCAAUUUAAAAUAAUGAUAUUUUCCAACAACAAUCAAGCAGACUAUGCCGCAUUUAAAAAAAAACUGACAUGACAGCUAUAAAAUUAAAAAGUGUUUUUCUAUAAUUAAGUAAAUAAAAUUUUAAAAACAAAAAA
Drosophila biarmipes is the source of this 1538-nucleotide messenger RNA. RefSeq lists its product as uncharacterized. The record is from RefSeq and is a predicted model, not a curated record. Lineage: Eukaryota; Metazoa; Arthropoda; Insecta; Diptera; Drosophilidae. The transcript is spliced from 4 exons. Bases 23 to 1270 code for a protein of 415 amino acids.